AUGGAUGAGAUCCACAGCGGUGACACCUCCCUAGUCCAGGGCGCCAGAGACAUCGCCAAGGAGGCCAAGCGCCAUGCCUCCAGAACGGUCGGCCGCAGUGUGGACCGCGCCUCCGACGAGUUCUCGCAGCACAACAACUACGACCGUUUCCAGGACGACGAGGCGAUGGACGACAACCGCCGGGCCUAUGCCCCAACCCCGUCCGGCCAGAGCGGCCGAGGCGGCGGCAACGAGGAAGACGAGGGGGCAUCCAGCGACGCCACGGAGGGACACGAUGAUGAGGACGAGAUCUACGAGGGGGAGUAUCAGGGCGUGCCCCCCGCAUACGGGGACGGGAAGCCCCGGGACGGGCGCGUGGCUCUGGGCCAGCCCGUACCUGAGAGCGCCAAAGACCGCAAGGAGCUGGAGAACGAGCGGCAGGCGGACGAGGAGGAGAUGGCCCAGCAGUACGAACUCAUCAUGCAGGAGUGCGGCCACGGGAGGUUCCAGUGGCAGCUCUUCUUCGUGCUGGGCCUCGCGCUCAUGUCGGACGGCGUGGAGGUGUUCGUGGUCGGUUUCGUGCUGCCCAGCGCCGAGACUGACAUGUGCGUGCCCAACUCUGGGGCCGGGUGGCUAGGUAGUAUCGUGUACUUGGGGAUGAUGCUGGGAGCAUUCUUCUGGGGCGGCCUGUCAGAUAAGCUUGGCCGCAAGCAGUGCCUAUUAAUCGCCAUGUCUGUGAAUGGUUUCUUCGCCUUCCUGUCCUCCUUCGUCCAGGGCUACAGCAUGUUCCUGCUCUGUCGCAUGGUCUCAGGCUUUGGCAUCGGUGGCGCGGUGCCCAUCGUGUUCUCCUACUUUGCCGAGGUACUGGCUCGGGAGAAGAGGGGCGAGCACCUGAGCUGGCUCUGCAUGUUCUGGAUGAUAGGGGGGAUCUACGCCUCGGCCAUGGCCUGGGCCAUCAUCCCCCACUACGGGUGGAGUUUCAGCAUGGGUUCAGCCUACCAGUUCCACAGCUGGAGGGUGUUCGUUGUGGUGUGCGCUCUGCCCUGCGUCUCUGCUGUGGUGGCCCUCACUUUCAUGCCCGAGAGCCCACGUUUCUUCCUACAGAACGGCAAACACGACGAGGCCUGGAUGGUGCUCAAGCACAUCCACGACACCAACAUGCGCGCCCGCGGAGAGCCUGAGCGAGUGUUCACUGUGAACAGGAUCAAGGUCCCUAGGCAGCUGGACGAGCUGGUGGAGAUGCAGAGCGAGACGGCCAACCCUGUGGCCAAGGCCUUCAUGAAGGUUCGGGCCGAGAUCAGAGGACUGUGGAUGACCUUCAUGAGGUGCUUCAGUUACCCGGUGAGGGACAACACAGUGAAGCUGGCCGUUGUGUGGUUCACCCUGUCCUUUGGGUAUUAUGGACUGUCGGUGUGGUUCCCUGACGUCAUCAAACACCUCCAGGCGGAUGAGUAUGCCUCCAGGGUGAAGAUCCACAACGGAGAACGUACCGAGGACUUUACCUUCAACUUCACCCUGGAGAACCAGAUCCACAGGAACGGAGUGUUUCAAAAUGACAGGUUCAUCGCCAUGAGGUUCAAGGCGGUGACCUUCAUCGACUGUACCUUCGACAACUGUUACUUUGAAGACGUCUCCUCCGUCGGCACCUCCUUCAAGAACUGCACCUUUAUAGAAUCCUUCUUUUAUAACACUGACAUCGAUGACUCCAAGCUCACCAACUCCCGUGUGAUCACCAGCUCCUUCCACCACAACAAGACGGGCUGCCAGAUGACGUUUGACGAUGACUACAGCGCCUACUGGGUCUACUUUGUAAACUUCCUGGGAACUCUGGCCGUGUUGCCUGGCAACAUCGUCUCUGCGCUGCUCAUGGACAAGAUUGGACGCCUCAGCAUGCUGGGGGGAUCCAUGGUGCUGUCAGGUAUCAGCUGUUUCUUCCUUUGGUUCGGCACCAGCGAGUCCAUGAUGAUUUUCAUGCUCUGUCUCUACAACGGACUCAGCAUCUCAGCGUGGAACUCUCUGGACGUCGUCACGGCGGAGAUCUACCCCACUGACAGGAGGGGAACUGGCUUCGGGUUCUGUAACGCCAUGUGCAAGCUGGCGGCGGUGCUGGGGAACCUGAUCUUCGGCUCCCUGGUGGGCGUUAGCAAGGCGGUGCCCAUCCUGCUGGCCUCGGCCGUGCUGGUGACCGGGGGCCUGGUGGGCCUCAGGCUCCCCGACACACGCGCCAAUGUCCUCAUGUGAAGGGGGGCGGUUGAUCUUGAAAUGGA
This is a messenger RNA of Gadus chalcogrammus (walleye pollock), 2246 nucleotides long. RefSeq names its product synaptic vesicle glycoprotein 2C-like. Bases 1 to 2220 code for a protein of 739 amino acids. Gene Ontology annotation, biological process: transmembrane transport; chemical synaptic transmission. The record is from RefSeq and is a predicted model, not a curated record. Gene Ontology annotation, molecular function: transmembrane transporter activity. Gene Ontology annotation, cellular component: membrane. Lineage: Eukaryota; Metazoa; Chordata; Actinopteri; Gadiformes; Gadidae. The transcript has 12 exons.